UACUCAAAAAUAUAUAAGAGAAGUUCUGGAGCAUGACAGUGUAAGGGGAACUAUGGAUCAAGUCAGCAGCCAUCUUCAGAAGUACAAAGCGGAUUGCCAAAUUGAUCCACUAUCAACUAUGCCCACUGCUAGCCCAUCGUACUCUAGCGAUUCUUGGAUAAACUAUUCAACAUCUCAAGAUAGUGAGGGAAGUUCUGGAUUCAACACAAGGGCCCAGGGAACUAGAAAUCUCAACCAAAUAAGCCGGCUAAGUGGCAGUACAUCACCAGUUUGUUUGGGUGUUCCUGGAAAUGGGAGCAGCACAACAGGUUUUUGUGGAGCUUCUAAUAAGGGACCAACAUCUAGUACUAGUAAUGGCAACAGAAAUAGCAAUGCUAAUGGUUAUGGUUAUCGGUAUGGUAGUGGCAGCACUAAUAGUUAUUGUAACCUUAAUGAUAAUGGUUAUGGUUACAGUUAUGCUGAUGGUAAUGGUGGUCAUGGUGGAGUUCUAACAGAUGGGAUCAUGUCAAGUGCAUCAUUUCCGUCCAACCUAGCACAACCACUACAGCAGCCAAUUCCCACUUCCAAUUUAUUUCCAAGUAACACAGUGUGCGCCAUGGAUAACCCAAACCAUACAAGGCAACAAGAGCCUGUACCACAGUUAUAUCGACUCAGCUAUGACUGUAGAAAUGGAGGGAUAUCUAUGUCACCUUGGCCUCAGGAUGAUGGUGCUGACCUGCUCAGAAAGUACCAGGGUGAGAACGAGGUGAUGAGAAAUACGACAACAAUGGACAUGACCCAUGGAAUUCAGAAUGCUGCAACUAUGGACAUGACCCAUGGAAUUCAGAAUGCUGCAAUUUGGGAGACGACCCAGGAAAUGCUUGGAGAUGGUCCUGCUGGUCAGACCAGCGCAGUGCAGCCUCAAGGCCUCAGCGGUGAGUUUUUCAACUGGGACAACACUACUUUUGAAACAGCUCGCACAUCAGCUGGAGGAGUACUAACAGAUGAGACGCUAGAUUGGCUAACUCCGGAUGAAUUUGAAAACAUUAUGAACUCCAGUUGGUCUGAAAGCAUGGAGAAGCUCGUGGGAGCAAACUCAAAGUAGAGGAAACCAUACAUGGAACAAAGAAUGCAUGAUAUAUGUCCAUUUUCCUCUGAUGAAUGUUCAAGAAAGCUUUGGUGCUAGAAUUUGAUUUGUUUGUCUUGGAAACUUUUUUUGUAAUUUGGAUUGAGAUAAACUGAUAAU
Molecule: messenger RNA, 1225 nt
Organism: Hordeum vulgare subsp. vulgare (domesticated barley)
Lineage: Eukaryota; Viridiplantae; Streptophyta; Magnoliopsida; Poales; Poaceae
Product: two-component response regulator ORR27-like
Exons: 3
Coding region: 53-1084 (343 amino acids)
Source: RefSeq, a predicted model, not a curated record